This is a messenger RNA of Synchiropus splendidus (mandarinfish), 3358 nucleotides long. RefSeq names its product secretory carrier membrane protein 5a (gene scamp5a). Bases 1093 to 1785 code for a protein of 230 amino acids. The transcript has 9 exons. Lineage: Eukaryota; Metazoa; Chordata; Actinopteri; Syngnathiformes; Callionymidae. Gene Ontology annotation, cellular component: trans-Golgi network membrane; recycling endosome membrane. Gene Ontology annotation, biological process: protein transport. The record is from RefSeq and is a predicted model, not a curated record.
GUGACAUUAAACUUUGAACUACAGCUUCUCAUUGCUCGCCUGAAAAUAAAGCGAAGCUCCAGACGUUCUUCAAAGCCCUCACCUGGUCAGGUGCCUCCUCUGUGAGUAAACAAGCAGAAGACGCACCUUUUUUCUUCACCUGACACUUCACAUCUGGAUGAUCUAUGACCUCGCACACGGCCACGCAGCUGAGCAGUGGACCCAGCAGGCUCUGCUGCCAGCCGCUGCUGUGAGGGCUGUAGAGGACGGCCAUGCUGAGGUCACUGGUGAGGUAGGUGCCCUCGCCGAACACAGAGUUCUGCACACAGAUGGAGACAUAACUUGAGAAGAGCCCUUGUGUACGGGACUAGUUUCUGGACCACUGUAAAAUGCCCUUCAUGUGAUUUAAUGCCCUCAGACAACUGAGGAAGAUUCAGUGUUGCUACCUUGUUGAGGUGGCAGUGAAGACCGUUGUGGAUGAUGGAGUGAAAGUUCUCCAGACGGCUGCCGUGAAAUGCAUAGAAGACGUCCCUGUCUGCCCUGGUCUUCUCAAAUCGCGCUUCCAUCUGGUCACAAUAUUCCAGCUCGAAGAGAAAGUCCGGCGCUGGCACAAAUAUUCCGUCGUUGUCCAUCAGGUUACACAGCUUGGAGAACUGGGCACACAGAGGAAAGGUCUUGAGAUGGAAAUGCAAAGGCUACUGAUCAGGAGAAAGCACCUCAUCCUUCUGGAGUGUUUUCACAGCGAAGCUCUUGGACGAGAGAAUCCAGUGAACCAGGGCCAGAUGAUGCUCUCCUUCUCCAGGUCGCAGUCGCACCAGCUCUCUCACUCCCGUCCCAGUCCAGGUCCUGGUCACCGGUUUCACCCGUCAGAUCGCACGCAGUGAAAGGCGAUGACGUCACGUGACCGCCUCUACUCUCGACGCCGUCAUUUUACAUCCGUGUCUGUGCAGCGGAGCGUCCGGCUCUUCUCAUCCUUCUAAUCUGGAUUAAAGCAAUAGGAUGUUUUUUAAACGAACGGGGUGGUUCUAGCGACAUUCCCGGACUAAAUCUGAAGAGACCCAGCAGCUCUGAUUGAGGAGUCUUGUUUUACCAGUGAAGUGAAGAAGACACACCAUGGCUGAGAACAACUUCCCUCCGCUGCCCCGAUUCAUUCCUCUUAAGCCGUGUUUCUACCAAGAUUUCAAUGAAAUCCCGGACCAGCGGCGCACCAUGUGCAAGCGCCUCUACUACUUGUGGAUCUUGAACAGCGCCACCUUGGCUGUGAACCUCAUCGGCUGCCUGGCGUGGAUGUGCGGUGGAGGAGGACCUGCCAACUUCGGCAUGGCCAUCUUGUGGCUGAUUCUCUUCACGCCCUGCUCCUACGUCUGCUGGUUCAGGCCCAUCUACAAGGCCUUCAAGACAGACAGUUCCUUCAACUUCAUGGCUUUCUUCUUCGUCUUCAUGGCCCAGGUGGUGAUCAGCAUCAUCCAGACUGUCGGCAUUCCAGGCUGGGGAGUUUGUGGCUGGCUGGCGACUAUCAGCUUCUUCAGCACCAACAUCGGCUCGGCUGUGGUCAUGAUGAUUCCCACCAUCAUGUUCACGGCGGUGGCCGUGCUCUCCUUCAUCGCCCUCACUAAGGUCCACAACUUCUACCGCGGCAGUGGCGGCAGCUUGGGCAAGGCCCAGGAAGAGUGGGCCACGGGGGCCUGGAAGAACCCGCACGUCCAGCAGGCCGCCCAGCAGGCAGCUAUGGGGGCCGCCCAGGGGGCCAUGCAGCAGAACCAGUACUCCGCAGCCCCCACCUACAACUAUGACGACCCCAUGUAGGAGCUGAGGUUGUCGGGUGGGAAGCUAAAAAGGGGGAUAGUUAGGAAUAAAGCAGAAUUAGGUGCCCUUCAUAUCAAGCCACUCAAAUCUGACCACGUUUGGCUUCUCUUUUCAGUUUGCCUUCAAAGUAACAGCAGGUUGUUUCAGUUCAUCGCUGCUCCGAUUGGUCUUGUUUUCACAGGUCUGCAUCAUGUAUGCGAUGUGCAGCAUAUAGGCUCAUCCGCUGCUUCGAGCUAGGGGUCACUGCAGGGUAACUUCGUCCACCACAGGAAGCUCUGAUUUCCUCCCUAAGUGGGAAUUGAUCUUGUGAAGGUAAACACAAGGAUGGGUCAAGACAACGCUGUUUUAUAUGUGAAUUUUAUGAGUCAAAUUUAAACGAAAAAAUAGGAUUAUUCAUAUCAAAGUAAAGGUCCACACAUUUAGUUGUAAAAUCCUGAAAUGUUUGGCUCAGAAGUUACCCUGCAUUCACAAAUCUUUGUGCUUCAUGUGUCGCAUUCUCAGGAAUUUCAAAAAUCCUGCCCAAAACGUGUUCUUUUUUAAUUUUUUUUUAAAGGAUUCUCUCGCCCAUGUCAUCGACCCUUGUGUUGUUUCAGUGAAAAGAUUGGUAUCGCAAUAAAGCACAGGCAGUCCAGAGGGGCAGUUUAUUGGUUCAAACAUUCCAAGCCGUGAAAGUAGAAGUGCAACUGAUAAAUUGUUGGUUACGUUAUAAAGGGAGCCAUUUUGGUUAACGCUACGUGUAAAUGCUACUAUCGUUUCUGACGUUUCUGGCCUCAGUGUUUCAUUUUGUGACUUGGUGUUCUUCCAUGAGUCGGUGUGAUAUGAUAUUUAUAUGAAGAAAUAGAGAGUAUAAUUCAAGAGACUAUUUGACUUGACAAAAAGUAUUAGACUCAAAGAUGUAAAACUCUUAUCUGGUUGCUCGAUAUUUCCAAAAAAAAUGUGACUCGUCUUGUCUGACUGUGAUGACGUGAUGUUCUAUAUGAUGUAUUUUUUUUUGUAUCUGAUGACGUGUGGAUGAGUUUUAAGUUUACUGUGUGUCUCCAUGGCUGUGGGUGACAUCUCUUUCAACCCGGAGCUAACAAAAGUCACGACAGGGCAAUGUAGAGGUAGAACCCGAGCUGUCAGCAUGAUCGAUUACCAAUCCAUCGAUAGAUUCAAAACUUCUUCACCAGCAGACGCGCUCACUCCCGUCAGCAAAUGCACCGUAUGGCGACGUCUUGCAACAGUUAAGUCCAAGACCCAGCAAGUUGGUGAUGAAGGCGCUUGACUGAAGGGAAUCUACUGUGUGGCUGUAUGAAAGCUUUACAGAAGUCAUCGCCCACGACUGACCCGCCUCCUCGUGCUCCCACACUGCGUAUGUUGUUUGAUAUGUAUUAUGAUGUACUAUACAUGAGUAGGUGUAAAUGUAUUAACAAGGGGUUGAUAGCAACAGAUCCAAUAGCAACAAAUUCCAUUAGAUGGACAUUGUGGAGCUCGUUCCUCCACAAGUGACGUGAAUAUAAAAUACAUUUUUUGUGUAUUACUUUUGUAUUAUUUUGUCUUUCCCCAAUAGAUAUUAAACAAUUAUUGUUGCGUU